AUGGUUUCCGGAUUUGCCUAUAGGGCAAUGAAGUUGCUGAAGCAUUCCAUCAUCAACUGCAUUGCUUGGUACCUGACGGCGAAUCGCACUGGUCUACCGCCCCCACGCCGGUGGCCAACCUUCUUGGCCACCUACGCUGCAGUCUAUGUGGCCAGCACGCCCUUGCAGCCGGUAAAGUGGACAAUCAUUGCUGCGAUGUCUCCUGGCAUUGAUCGGCUCAUCAGCCAAGUGUCCAGUCGCUUCGGCUGCUCCAAAAAGCUGGCAGCAGGGUUGAUGUUCUUGAUGAUCAGCCUGACUGCUGCUGGCUUAUGGAUCCUGGGCGUAUGCCUAGCUUGCACCUUGGCCAAAAUUCCAUUAUGGUAA
This is a messenger RNA of Durusdinium trenchii, 363 nucleotides long. The record is from the annotation of a GenBank genome assembly. NCBI's taxonomy places the organism in Eukaryota, Dinophyceae, Suessiales, Symbiodiniaceae.